Messenger RNA from Fusarium mangiferae, 822 nucleotides. RefSeq lists its product as uncharacterized. The record is from RefSeq and is a predicted model, not a curated record. Bases 1 to 822 code for a protein of 273 amino acids. NCBI's taxonomy places the organism in Eukaryota, Fungi, Ascomycota, Sordariomycetes, Hypocreales, Nectriaceae. The transcript is spliced from 2 exons.
AUGCUCUUCGGGCAGUUCAUGGAGUCAGAACCUACAAAUGGUAAAGACUGGAUUGUAGAACUCCCAGAGGACAAGCCAAAAGCAUUAUCCAUCUUUCUACACAUAUCACAUGGUCAAUUCGAUCAAGUACCCCGAACGCCAUCGAUAGAUGACCUGUACGACCUUACGGUGUUGUCAAACUACUACGAUGGCACACAUAUGCUGGAACCCUGGGUUGGAAGAUGGAUGUCUUUGGUGGAGGAUGACGCGAAUGCGUCAAAGGUCUCGAUGAGCAAGAGCUUAUGGAUAGCAUGGGAGUUUGGCCGGAAAGACUCGUUUUGCAGAAUAGCAAGAAGAAUGCUCAUGGAAUCGGAUGGCUCCAAAGAUCCCCAACUCAAAAUGCAGCCAGACAUACUAGAGCGAAUAUCUGCAAAUCGUCUCGCGACCAUUCAAGCACUUCUAGACAUUAUCAGAAAACUCAUCAAUGACUUACUUGUCGUUGAUGAGAAGCCCCGCUGGUGUCGACAUGCAGAGUGGAUGGGGCCGCAUCGCUGCGAAUCCAUGAUUCUGGGUUCAAUAACGUUUUGUCUCGCGCGAGGGGGUCUGUGGCCCCUACCCCAGGCGGAAGAUGUGAUGGACAGUAUCGUUGGACUGCGUUGUAAGAUGACCCAGCUGGUGAUCCAUGACAUUGGAAAGGUGGACGGGCUUGAUCAUACACACUGCAAUCCAAUGCAGUUCUUGCUGGGCGAAGUGGAAAGGGUCUUUAUCGAUAUUCGGAAUCCAGUCACUAAAGAUGACCUGGAAGCAAUGGAUAAGCAGAAGAAAAGACUCACAAAGACAUAA